ACCCAUUCCACUACAAAAGCCUUUACAAAAGCCACUCCAUAUAUAUGCAUAAUUCACACUAAAUGACAGACACAUCACACAUGUAUUAAGGAUCGAAAAACGGUACGUGUUGCGUAAUAAAAGACUAAUCUAAUAAAGCAGUGGCGUAGGUUUUGUUUGUUUGUUUGUGGAGGGAUCAACUGACACUCCAAGAUCAUCUCAUCUAUCUUUCGCUAGAUAGCUUGGAAUUGCUUGGCACAAACAGUGCGUGACUUGAAGAUUAAUAUUAUAUACUGUUGUUUCAAUUCAUGGCUGGAAGACGAGGUUUAGCAAGACUACCUUGUGUAGUUCUCCUCAUAGUGGUUGCUGGGAUGGAAAGAUUUACUUUUAAAGGGGUGGCCUCCAACAUGGUCACUUAUCUUACGGAAGUUGUUAAAAUGAGCAACUCCGCCGCCGCGAAGAUGGUGAAUAAUUGGUGUGGUUUCACAUCUCUGGUGCCGAUCGUGGUGGCGCCGGUGGCGGAUUCUUACUUGGACCGCUACACCACUAUUUUGGGCUCUUCUUUCAUCUAUGUUCUGGGGCUAUUGGCUCUGACAUCCCAGGCCCUGGGUUGGCCAUGGCCGAGAGCUACAAACAACAACGGGAUUGGCUCGUCCCUCUUGAUGUGGUCUCUGCCGUUGAUUUCACUAGGCCUGGGCGGCUUCAACGCAUCAUUGCAAGCUUUUGGAGCGGAUCAGCUCGGAGAAGACGAGGACGACGACUUACCUCGUACCAAUGACGAUGGUGCCGGGGGCCAGAGCUCCGACAUCAAGAGCUCGUUCUUCCAAUGGUGGUAUUUUGGGAUUUGUUGCGGCUGCCUCCUAGGAGUUUCGAUCAUGUCGUACAUUCAAGAUACAAUCGGCUGGGGAUUGGGAUUUGCCGUCCCCACCGCCGUAAUGCUGGCGGCGAUUGCGCUGUUUCUGUGCGGCUCCCGGUUUUACACCGUCAAGAAUGCAAGAGAUAUCAGUAUUGCCGCGGCAAUCAAAACCACUGUGGCGUCGAAGUUUAAGAAUUGUGGCCGACCAAAGGAAAAACCCAACGUUAUUGAGUUGCAGCUUCAAGAUCAUCAGAACCCACUUUGCGACCAAGAUUCCGGUGGGGCUGAAAACCAGGAAAAAGGCAUCAAUGUGUCAAAAAUGGCGAGAGUAGUACUGGGUUUGCUGCCGGUUUGGGCGAUGCUUCUAAUGUUCGCCGUCAUUUUCCAGCAACCGGCGACGUUCUUCACCCGACAAGGCAUGACGAUGAAGAGAAACAUCGGACGAUCCAAAUUCAUGGUCCCGCCGGCGGCGCUUCAGAGCGCAAUCACCAUCUCCAUAAUCCUCCUCAUGCCGCUCUACGACAGGCUCUUCAUCCCCUCCAUCCGCGCCUUCACGCGCAACGAGCGCGGCGUGACCGUCACGCAAAGGAUGGGCAUCGGAAUGUUCCUGUCGGUGGUAGCCAUGGCGGUCGCCGCGUUCACGGAGAACAAGAGGCUCCAGAUCGCCGGCCGGCAGCCUCCGGGACAAGAAACCGUCGCCAUGAGCAUAUUCUGGCUGCUCCCUCAGUACAUUCUGUUGGGCGUUUCCGACAUAUUUACUGUGGUCGGAAUGCAAGAAUUCUUCUACGAUGCAGUUCCGGCGGACAUGAAAACCUUGGGCAUAGCGCUUAAUACUAGCGUGUUCGGCGUUGGAAACUUCUUGGGCUCCUUCAUCAUAUCUCUGAUAGAACAUUUUACCAGCUCGACCGGAAAACAGCACGGCUGGUUCUCCGACGACAUAAGGGAAGGUCGUUUAGAUAAGUAUUACUGGCUGUUGGCACUGUCAAGCUCGGUAAGCUUGGUAGCCUUCAUAAUCUUUUGUAAAUUCCUAAGGGUUAGAUGAUAAACAUUAUAUAGUAGGCACUAUAUAUUAUGUUUAUUAGGUAUAUAUAUAUAUAUACACACAAAAUUUUGUAUAAAAGCCCAAAGGGUAGAGAGCAAAGCACAACAAUAUAGUAAGCUAACGUAAUUUGUCAACUCCCACUAGUAGCUAAAUUGAUUCAUGAGUAAGGUAACUCAGCUGAACACAGAGAUUAGAUAUUUGAUG
Ipomoea nil (Japanese morning glory) is the source of this 2081-nucleotide messenger RNA. Its product is annotated as protein NRT1/ PTR FAMILY 5.8-like. The transcript is spliced from 6 exons. Gene Ontology annotation, cellular component: membrane. NCBI's taxonomy places the organism in Eukaryota, Viridiplantae, Streptophyta, Magnoliopsida, Solanales, Convolvulaceae. Gene Ontology annotation, molecular function: transmembrane transporter activity. The record is from RefSeq and is a predicted model, not a curated record. Gene Ontology annotation, biological process: transmembrane transport. Bases 288 to 1877 code for a protein of 529 amino acids.